Messenger RNA from Danio rerio (zebrafish), 2509 nucleotides. NCBI's taxonomy places the organism in Eukaryota, Metazoa, Chordata, Actinopteri, Cypriniformes, Danionidae. The record is from RefSeq and is a predicted model, not a curated record.
UGGUGCACAUAUUCGUGGAAGAUUUGUAAUAUUAAAAGUCCUUUACUCAGAAUAUACGAACGAGAUGUCUAUUCGAUGUCUUAGGUUAGUUUGUUUGCUGUCAGUGCGCUUGUCAUACACAAUGCGCGCUCUGUAUUUUGCAUGCUCUGUUGUUGACGUGUAUUUGUCAAUUUGAUGUUUAACUCGAGAGGCUAAUAAAUAAAACAGGGGAUUGGAAAAUAUAAUGUCCUGGUAUGUCCUUCCCCUUGCAUAUUUUCUUCUAUAUACUGUUGACAGUAAAAUUUUGGGUGAAGACAGGGAAGAGAGGCAGAAGGAGAAAGUGCAUAGCACUUUCAGUAUGAGUGGGAGACCCAUAACGUUGAUUUAAAUAUUAUCCAGGUGACCACAGUAAGUCAAGGUCAUAAAAUUGUAAUGUCAUGACGGUCCUGGAAAGCGCUGGGGGUGGAUUUUAUGAUCUGCAAAUAUAAUGUGCUGCUGCAGUAAAGAUGCAUUAAAAGGUGAGUGGAGGAGGGCUAAUUCACAUACUCGGGACUGCAAUGUGCUGGCCUCACUGACGCGCUCUGCAGUCUGCCUGGCUGUUUUGGAACCAGGAACCUUUCAUUAUGGAGUAAUAAGACGCUACGAUAUGAUGGACUGAACACGGAAGAAUUAAAGAGCUACAGCCGCGGCGAAUGAAUGAGAGAAUCCUAUGAGCGACGUUAAUCAGACCAUGUGCAGAACGCUCAAGGAAAAUCACUCGAAAUGGCAAAACAGUCGAAGAAUGCGGAUGAAAACGGAAUCACCGUUUGGCUGCUUACAUGCAGUUUACAACUCAAACACCGAGUGCGCAAGGCUAUUGGAGGAGGCCACCACGUGACUACAUUGUUUACUCUUGUUGGCAAACAAUUAAAGACGCGAGAGAACAGUUCUACGUGGAAACGACAUGCUGAAGAAAGUUCAUCAGAAAAUGAUAAAGGCAACGUGUGGAACUUUCAAAACCUCUCGAAUGUCCAACAUCCCUAUUCAUUCUCUGAUGAUGGCAACCACUCUUUGGACCCUGCGAAUGCAUUGGAAAGAGAAAAGGCAUGUGAGCUGUCAACUUCCUGCUUAUCAACCAUGAAGUACCCUUGGAUGAGAGAGACACAUGCACCCACGCACUUCAGCUCCAUUAACGCCAUGGAAUCAGGUGAUUCUAAAUACAGCAAUGGUGAAGCAGUUGUACGGAAUAGCAGCAGUAAACGGGCUCGUGUGGCGUUCACCUCCUCUCAGCUGCUGGAGUUAGAGAAGGAGUUUCACUUCAGCGCUUACCUGUGCCGCAACCGGAGACUUGAAAUGGCUGAGCUGCUGAAGCUCACCGACCGGCAGAUUAAAAUCUGGUUCCAAAACCGUCGCAUGAAGUAUAAGAAGGACCACAAGGAAAAGUCAACGGCAAAGUCCUCUUACACCUACCUGGGAACAGAAAACCAGCCAUUAAUAAUUAGCAGAAGCACAACAGAUUCUCCAGUGCCAUUGAAAUUCCAGAAUAACUAUGAAACACCAUCAAUGAACUGGUGAAAUUACAGAAAAACUGAAAACUGGUGACUUUUGCUUUUAGAACUUAUAUAAUGAUAGUAAUCUGCAUCAACCAUAAAGACUGAAAAUGAAUGAAUGAAUGAAUGAAUGAAUGUGUGAAUGAAUGAAAUUUCUACAAAACAUGUACAUGAUCUGUCACUGUUCAGCUAUUUCUCCAUUUGUAACUCUCUCUGACAUGAUUUAUAUUUAAAAACAUUGAUGAUUAAUUGCCUCUGGAUGAUGAUUUAUGUGCAAAGUUAACUUGGAAGAGUUCAAUAGGCAAGCUCGCUCUGAACCAGAUUACAUGAUAUCAGCUAGUACAUUUCAGAGUUAGUCUCUAUUGUGCAUAAACUGCUGUAGUAAUAUCUUUGCAAAGCACCAAGAUUUAUUGCAACCCUACUUGUGCAAGUUUAUCUCUUGGGCACAGAAAAUACAAUUUUAAAAGGGCAUUCAAGACUUUGAAUGGUCAUUAACAUCCUCUCAACUUUUUAAGUGCACAACAUAUUUUUUAUUACUCUCAAAAUGAUAUGCUACUUUUCCCAAGGCAUGAGCUAAAAUGUACAACUUGCAGCGUUGUUCAUUAUGAUGGUCACAAUUGUUCCAUGUUAAAGCCUAUUGACCUGCUCUACUAUUAACAAUGAAUUUGAAUGACUUUUUUUCUGCUUUACACUGAAAGUAGGUGCGUUUAAGUCUGAAUUUACAGCAUAUCUACUGACAAAAUGAAUGAAAGAGCAAAGCAGGAUUUUCACAAUGCUAUAUCAAUGCAUUUAUAGUGUAAUUACUUUACCCAUUCAUGUACACAAAAGUGUCAACAUGGCAGCUGCAAUGUAAAAUAUGUGCAUAUUUGUAAUUUAUACCAUUUCAAUUAUAACCUGUCCAUAUUUGACAAAAAAACAUGCAUUUUGAAAAUAAUAAGUGGUUGUUUUUUAAACUGAUUUAUUCCCUCUGGAUAGUCAAUAAAUAAUCAUUGUAAUUCAUG